This is a messenger RNA of Brassica napus (rape), 661 nucleotides long. RefSeq lists its product as uncharacterized. The record is from RefSeq and is a predicted model, not a curated record. The coding region runs from base 1 to 501 and encodes 166 amino acids. The transcript has 3 exons. Lineage: Eukaryota; Viridiplantae; Streptophyta; Magnoliopsida; Brassicales; Brassicaceae. Gene Ontology annotation, molecular function: zinc ion binding.
AUGUGCCAACCGUCGUCUUCAGAAGUGAGUUUAACUUGGCUUCUUCAAGAAGAAGCAGAUGUGUAUGCCGAUGAAGCUCAGAGUAGGUUGAACCUUCAAGUCCCUGUUCAGUACGUUCCUCAACCUGAUGUCGAAGAAGGAAUCCCGAAGACAUGUUACUGUGGUGGUGACCCUGUAGUCGCAACAUCUUACACACCGAGAGAUCCAGGGAGAAGGUAUUUCACAUGUCAGAACGUAGACGACGACGACUGCCAUGUUUGGAAGUGGUGGGAUGUGGCCGUUACGGAGGAGUUGAGUGACAUUCAGACACAACUUAGGCAGCUCAAGGACCAAGGUAACGAGAGUGAGGAGAAAGUGGUUAAGCUUAAGGAGACAGUUUGUGAGCUAGCUAAGAAGAAUUCAGGGGUUACCACGGGCUUCCACUUGCUUUGUUGUUUAAUUGGUGGUCUCGUAAUAGCUCUCCUGCUUAUGUGUCUGCCGGGGGCAGGGUCCAAAGCUUGAAGCGGGAGUGUCUCACCUCGACACUGUGUAUAUAAAAGGUACUAACUGUAACAACUUCCAUCUUUCUUGUUGUUUUUGAUAAGUAUAGUUACCAAGUAACUACUCGGAUUUGAUAACUUGAAAUGUUUUAAGAGUUGAAAAAUUAAAUGAAAAAUGUUUU